Molecule: messenger RNA, 2800 nt
Organism: Notolabrus celidotus (New Zealand spotty)
Lineage: Eukaryota; Metazoa; Chordata; Actinopteri; Labriformes; Labridae
Gene: fezf1
Product: FEZ family zinc finger 1
Exons: 4
Coding region: 1-1311 (436 amino acids)
Cellular component (GO): nucleus
Source: RefSeq, a predicted model, not a curated record
AUGGACGGACCUCUCCGCCGCCCAGCGGGGAUCCUCGGCUCCCCUCCGGCUUCCGGGAGCCAGUCCGCGGGCUCCGACAUGCUCCCCUCGGGCGGCAGCAGCAGCAAGCCUCUCGCUUUCUCCAUCGACCGGAUUAUGGCCCGGACGCCCGAGCCCAGGUCGAUACCGCUCCCCAGCUGGUUCCAGUCCGCUCCCGUGGGGAAGCCCGACGUGUGUCCGUCCUCGCUGCACUGCAUGAUCCCUCUAGUGCCGCUCGGGUACGAGCCGGGCCACCGGCUCAGCAUUACCGGACUGGAUCCGGGACACCUGGACGCGUCCUCUCUCGGCGCGCCCGCGGACUUGUUGGGUUUCGGUCUGAACUACAAGAACCAGCAGCAGGAGGACUCUGGGAGCCACGGCGGCCAGUACAAACUCUUCAGACCCCGGGUGGUGAACCAGUCCUCCUUCCCCGCCACCAUGGGCACCGUGUGUUACCUGAACUGCAGCGGGGACGGCGGCGCGUGUCCACCCCCGGCCGGCCUCGUGAACCUGCACCCCAUGGCUUCGUACCUGCUCAGCGCGCGCCACAAAGCCUUCAUGGCGGAGAAGAGCAAACCGGGCCUGCAGCAGGCCGGGGAGCGGUUCCCCGUGUCCGGGAUGCAGGCCUUCAAGGAGCUGUCUCAGAGUCAGAUCCAGCACUACAUGAAGGAGCGGGACCAGAUCCUCACGGACAAGAUCUUCAAGAGCUCCGCGGCGGCUGCAGCCCGGCUCAGCGGAUCCUGUCCCGGCAGCAAACCCAAAGUGUUCACCUGUGAGGUCUGCGGGAAGGUGUUUAACGCGCACUACAACCUGACCCGCCACAUGCCCGUGCACACAGGCGCGCGACCGUUCGUGUGUAAAGUUUGCGGGAAAGGAUUCCGACAGGCGAGCACACUGUGCAGACACAAGAUCAUACACACUCAGGAAAAACCGCACAAGUGUAACCAGUGCGGGAAAGCCUUCAACCGCAGCUCCACCCUCAACACGCACACCCGGAUCCACGCGGGAUACAAACCGUUCGUGUGUGAGUUCUGUGGGAAAGGAUUCCAUCAGAAAGGAAACUACAAGAACCACAAGCUGACGCACAGCGGGGAGAAGCAGUUCAAGUGCUCCAUCUGCAGCAAGGCGUUCCACCAGGUGUACAACCUCACCUUCCACAUGCACACGCACAACGACAAGAAGCCCUUCACCUGCCCCACCUGUGGAAAGGGCUUCUGCAGGAACUUUGACCUGAAGAAACACAUCAGGAAGCUGCACGACCUGGCUGGCCCGCAGUCGCCCCCGCAGGCCUGAACACUGCUGCUCUGUUUCAUCCCCCCCCCAAAAAAACACCAAAAACCCCCGCUUCAGGUCUCCCUGUGGGACCCUGACAGACCUGGAACUGAACUCGAACUCUUGAAGGCCUGGUUUCCUGAGUCCUGAGGAUGUUGGGGUGGAGAUUUGAUGAAGAUUUUGGAACGUUUGCCCCCAGAUUAGAGGGAUUUUCUCCAGUGAGUUCCCUUAUAGUCCCAAAUUGUCCAUCUUGACGCCUAAUUUGGGUUUCACUUUUUGCAGAAAACAUAUUUACUCCUGACUCUUUGUAGACUUUUGAAAUGGUUGAAAUCCAACCAACAAGGGUCGAGGUAUUCUGACCUUCAGUCCCAGGCAAGAAAAACUCUUAAAUUCUCCCCUUUUUUAUGAAUGUUUAAGUGUAAAAGCUCAAGUUUAAAUGGACAUGGUCAACGUUUGGGGCAGUUAUCUAAAUUCAACCCCAAAAUAAUCGUCAGUAUUCCAAAGUUUGACCUUCCCAGACCACGAAUCUGCUCCAAAAAGGACCUUUCCAAUGAAAUCCACGCUGUUUCAUUACAUCACGGUAAAGUGAGACCCCCUUUGUGCCGUUGGGUCAACAUCUCUUUCUCUUAAAUGCGAGCAGCUUGUCCAACUGUGCCCUCAAAGUCUGAUAUGACCUUUGUAUGAAGUUCCCUAAACGUGACCCUGAAGAAACCCUGAAUAAAACCCCGUCCUGGACUCCUCUCAGGCCUGUUGACCCCCCAUCUUGACCCUUCAUCUUGAACUUGACCCUGCAAUGCCAUCAGGAUGCUUCCUCACAACCCCCCCAUCCCCCCACCACCCAGACACGUUCUGACCCCUGACCUCUGACCCCUCAGGCCCUGAAGCCGGCCUCAAACUGACCUAAGGAAACCUCGGGGGCCUGGCUGUGAUGUUUCCGCCGCUCUGGACUCGUGUUGGAGCGAGGACUCAAACUUUCCUCUGAUUAUUAGCCGCUGAUAUUUAAAAAAGAAGGCUAAUUACUCUAUCGUAAGUCCUGACUAGUUUCUUUAUCUUUCAGUUGCAUCUCAGGAUGUGAGAUCGAUGGGGACCGGAGAUGUUGCCGAGGUGAAACGUCACACACGUCUGACCAGAUUCAAGUUUAGGAAACAGGAUCAGUACCCACAUUUAAAUCAUGAGAACAGAGAUCAUUUCUCCUCACUGUCAACAAAUCCUCCAAAAAGACCAAACUAGAACAUCACCAAAAACUCCCUACAGCAUCAAAUAUGGAUUCAUCCGCCACAGAAAGUAGUCCCCAGAUACAAUAAUCCUCCUACUUUGAGUAGUCUUUUCUUAAAGCUACAGUGUGCAACUCUUUACCUGUAUUACCUGGCUACCAACUAAAGACAUAAACAAGUCCAGACUCCUGUUAAGACCGUAGACUGUAUAUGAAAUGGACGUCAUCUCGCUCGGCUUGAAGUGAGGCCGCCACAAAAACUGCUCCCCCUAGUGGCUGGCUGCAGUAUAGGUCAAA